This is a messenger RNA of Bombus impatiens (common eastern bumble bee), 4309 nucleotides long. RefSeq names its product adenylate cyclase type 6. NCBI's taxonomy places the organism in Eukaryota, Metazoa, Arthropoda, Insecta, Hymenoptera, Apidae. The transcript is spliced from 22 exons. Gene Ontology annotation, molecular function: adenylate cyclase activity. Gene Ontology annotation, biological process: intracellular signal transduction; adenylate cyclase-inhibiting G protein-coupled receptor signaling pathway; adenylate cyclase-activating G protein-coupled receptor signaling pathway. The record is from RefSeq and is a predicted model, not a curated record. Gene Ontology annotation, cellular component: plasma membrane. Bases 464 to 4081 code for a protein of 1205 amino acids.
CAGAGACUCUUCAAAGACUCUUCAAGACAAACUAAAAUCGAAAGAAAACGCCUCGAAAGACCAUUUUUUAGCUUCUGAUCGGCUAGAGCUAUCGAUCCUUUGAGUGAACAGGUGUGGAGGUGGAAAUUACGAGGAGGAUCUCGUGUGAAAUCUCGGAAAGGGACUGGAGUCUGAGUUUGGGGAACGGAGCAAGCAGUUGGUGAGGUUUCGCAAGGAUCUGACAAGAAGAGAUAGUGAUGAAGCUGGAAAAGAGCGCGGCAGAUCGGAUGGAUCUUCGUGGAAGAUUGAUCAGUCAGUCUGAUAAAACGGAGGAGGAAUCGUUGUGAAAGGAGCCUAAGAGUGCCGGGAAUCAAAAACGUGUCAAGAUCGAGCAUCAAGCGAAGGAGCAAGAUGGAGUAGCGGAGGACGGCGUUGAAUUGGUCGGAAGAGUUUUUCGACCGACACAGGCAGAGAAAGGGACGAUAUGGAGAAAUACGGCGUCGAGUUCCCGAGGCACGAGUGGAGCCACCGCCUCAGCCUUCGUGCAAGUCGAAGAAGUCACCAGGGCGAGGUGGCUACCAGAUCUGUAACCGGGUCCGUGAGAAGCACGCGAAGAUGGGCCAGCUUGCGACAGCACGUAAGCAACAGCGAAGGUGGCAAGCCGAAGGUGGAGCUGUUGCUCGAUCCCCCGGGAUCCAAGUCCUCGACACCAUCUUCUCAACCGCAUACACCCAACACUCCUCGAACUCCUCAUACACCGCUGAGGAAAUCCAACUGGGAAGUGAUCGAGCACUUCACUGGCGCGCCACGUCCCUCCAUCGUCACGAUGAGCAGGGGAUCAGAGGUGGGAGUUGGGCUUAGAACCGGGAAAGAGCCGACACAGGAGGCGAGCGUUAACGCGACGAUAACUCAGCCAGCGAGGAAAUGUGCGCUCUGCCGUUUUUUGAAGUCGCUGUGCGCCUCUCACCGCUUCAAAAACUUGCAGGUUGAAAUGCUGUAUCAACGCUACUUUCUCAGGAUGAACCAAAGCAACAUGACACACGUUCUCGGCUUACUAGCGGGGCUGGCGUUUGCCCUGGGUAUGCUUCUGAUGCUGAGACUCGUCGUGGAAGACAGCCAACAAUUCCUUGCCACUUUAGAGAGGCCAGAAAACCUGUCGCUAGCAGUGACGCUGGUCGUCUGCGUCGCAAUUUAUGCUGCCUUGGUAGCGGCGAUAUCCAGGCCUGGGAUGAACGAAAUCUGGUUAGCCGGCGUGAGUGGAAUAGUCCUGGUGACUCUACUCGCGUUGCAAGUGGUUUUGAAUGUACAUCUGGCGCUCGGAUCAAAGGAACAUCGGAGCGGAGGCCCUUUGGCUGCAGUGUGGGCUGUGUGCUUCUUCAUUUACAUGGCGUACGCACUUCUGCCCAUAAGGCUGCGACACGCGUGCAUCGCUGGUUUCAUUUUCUCGCUGGCGCAUCUGAUCGGAGCGUUCGUCCUCUACCCUUCGCAAUAUCCUGCCAUGAUGGAACACCUGUUAAGCUCUAUCGUGGUAGUGGGUGGGACAAAUAUGGCAGGCGUUCUGACGCAUCAUCCCCGCGAACUGGCACAGAGGCAAGCCUUCCUGGAAACCAGGCAAUGCGUCGAAGCUCGAUUGACUACACAGAGAGAAAAUCAGCAACAGGAACGGCUUCUAUUGAGCGUGUUGCCACGCCACGUAGCCAUGGAGAUGAAGGCAGACAUCGCAGGGAAGCCGAAAGAUACCAUGUUUCACAAAAUUUACAUUCAAAGGCACGAGAACGUCAGCAUUCUGUUCGCCGAUAUCUGCGGGUUUACUUCGUUGUCGGAUCAGUGCACUGCCGAGGAAGUCGUCAGGCUGUUGAAUAAACUGUUUGCCUGCUUCGACACGCUGGCGGCUGAGCACCAUUGUCUUCGAAUCAAACUACUCGGCGACUGCUAUUACUGUGUCUCUGGACUUCCGGAACCGAGACCAGAUCACGCUCGUUGUUGCGUGGAAAUGGGUUUGGACAUGAUUAGCGCCAUUACUUUAUAUCGAGAGGUUGGUGCGGUGAACGUGAACAUGAGAGUGGGGAUACACACAGGCAGAGUUCAUUGCGGGGUCCUUGGCUUGAGGAAGUGGCAGUUCGACGUCUGGAGCAACGACGUCACCCUGGCCAACUACAUGGAAAGCGGCGGAAUACCGGGACGAGUGCACAUCACGAAAGAAACACUGGACUGUCUUGAUGGCGUUUACGAAGUGGAAGAGGGUCAUGGGGGUGAGAGAAACGCGUAUCUGAAGGAGCACGAUAUCAAAACCUACCUAAUUGUCCCCGGAGACACGUAUAAGGGUAACUUACCCUCGUCCGGGCUGAGGAAAGGUUUGCCAGCGAAUGGCAACGUGUCGAAAGAGAUGAGAGUGAUGGGACACGGUUCGCAACACGGCAAACAGAACAAAUUAGGGUUUGGCGAGACGACCGAGGCGAAAAAGGACCCGGAGGACGAGGUGAACGAGUACCUGAUGAGGGCAAUCGACGCCAGGAGCAUAGAUCGAUUAAGAGCGGAGUAUUGUACGCCCUUUGUCCUAACUUUUCGUCUGCCCGACGUCGAAGGGAAGUAUUCGCGCGAAAGGGACAGAAUGCUCUCGGCAUAUUUCGUGUGCUCCGGCUUCGUCUACAUGGUCGUCGUGAUUGCUAUAGCGAUCACUCUACGAGGGAGCGGAUACUUUUACACUUGUGUGACAGUGAGCACGUUGAUCAUCGCCACGAUCAAUGGGAUACUACUGGCAGAGAAGAACGAGAGAGUGCCACGGUGUCUGCGAGAUUUUGCGGUGCACGUGUUCGAGAAUCGUGGAGUCGCUCAGGUGUUAGCUACGUGUGUCGUGUUCCUCACUUUCGCCACAGCUUUAUCACCGUUGGUAACGCUGGAAGAUGGUCACGUGUGUGGGAACGUGACGUCUUCAUUGACCGAGUGGCCAGAUAAUUCAAGCGUAACGUUCCAGAGUAUCGACACGCCCGUCGAUGUUUGCUAUUACACUGUCUUUGCUGACCUUUUCCCGGUACUAGUGAUGCUAGUUAUGAUAACCUGCGCUGUCUAUCAGAUUUUAACAUCGGUGUUCAAAGUAGCUAUACUAAGCCUAGUAGUCGCUUGCUAUUUAUCCAUCAGCAUCUACGAAGCCAUACACGAAAGAGAUGUAGAAUUGACUGGAAGAUGGUUAGCAGGUGUUCUGGUGAUUUUCUUUAUGACGUGUCUCAUUGCUCAUUCCCAACACACAGAAGCUACUUACAGGUUGGACUUCUUAUGGAAGUUGCAAGCAACCGAGGAGAAAGAAGAAAUGGAGCACCUGAAAGCCUACAACCAAAAGCUGCUGGCCAACAUACUUCCGGAACACGUGGCUGCCCACUUCUUAUCUACGGUUAAUUCAGACGAAUUGUACCACGAGCAGUGCGACUUCGUUUGCAUAAUGUUCGCCUCGAUACCUAACUUUUCCGAGUUUUACGUGGAGCUCGAGGCGAAUAACGAGGGCGUCGAGUGUCUCAGGCUGUUGAACGAGAUCAUCGCCGAUUUCGACGAGCUUCUAGCUGAAGAGCCGUACAAAUACAUCGAGAAGAUCAAGAGCACUGGUGCCACGUACAUGGCUGCAUCCGGAUUAACGAAGAACACCUGCGACAUGAAAGAUUACAAACACGUAACCGCGAUGGCAGACUACGCGCUCAGGAUACGCGAACAGCUGGCGUCUGUUAACGAACACAGCUUUAACAACUUCCGGUUGCGUGUGGGCAUCAAUAUUGGACCGGUCGUCGCCGGGGUGAUAGGCGCCCGAAAGCCGCAGUACGAUAUUUGGGGUAACGCGGUAAAUGUGGCCUCGAGGAUGGAGUCUACAGGCGUGUUGGAUGGGAUUCAGGUCACCCAGGAAGUUCGCGACAUCCUAAUCGCCAAAGGAUAUCCGCUCACCUGUCGUGGUACCAUUCAGGUGAAAGGCAAGGGUAGCAUGGUCACUUAUUUCCUGGAUGGUCCUCGUGAGCCAAUCAAGGCCAGCAAUAUCUACAGCAAUAGCAACGAGGAGAAAAUCAGCUCUGUGACGAAUGGUAAUUUCGAUGGACCUGUCUCGCCUACCGUCGACGUCUGAACCAUCUUUUUAUCUCGUACGGUCCAUAGGGACCGAGAGAGAAUUUCUGCAACGAGAACAACAUUUUUCUGUAGGGGAAAAAAUAUUCCUAUUUUCCGGAUGUGCGAAGAAUUUUCGAACGGCGACAAAUGACGGUAAAUGAGAAAAGUAUACGCUGUCUUUUGGGUGACGUAAUCAGCUUCUGGAUUCAGCUUUGUAAUAUCUUUGCUGAAGCAAAAGAAAAAAAAA